Messenger RNA from Amyelois transitella, 7450 nucleotides. RefSeq names its product BAH and coiled-coil domain-containing protein 1 (gene wge). Lineage: Eukaryota; Metazoa; Arthropoda; Insecta; Lepidoptera; Pyralidae. The transcript has 14 exons. Gene Ontology annotation, molecular function: chromatin binding. Bases 761 to 5593 code for a protein of 1610 amino acids. The record is from RefSeq and is a predicted model, not a curated record.
GCCAGUCCGCGACCGAGCGCGACCGCGUGUGUCUGUCUUCUCUUCGUACAAGCAUAAUGCGCUCACAGAAGAACCAAAAUCAUAAACAAAACGGAAUUUCCAGCAAAAAUAUUUAAUAUUACAUCCACAAUGUAAACUUAUACCUACUCCGUUAUUGCAAAUACAACAGACAUUUUAAUGUUAUAAAAUUAAAGUGAUAUUGUACACAUUUGUUUGCAUUUCAAGUAAUGAGAAGAUUCAUUAGAGGAUAGUCAAACCGGUAAUCUGUGUUGUGAUAAGUUGUGCGGUGAGCAAAUACGGUUGUCCUGUUACCGGUUGUUAUCGAUUUUUCGGCGUCACUACUCCCGAACAGCUGUUUUGGGGAUGCGGAAGCAGAUCAUCGUGUGCAGUCAUUUUGUUUAUUUCAAUUUGUUUUUGACAAAAUUAUCAUACUUUUACAGCAGAUAUGCGAUGUAGUAGAACACGAUAAGUGAAUUUUUGUAAAUACAAAAAUAAUGCUGGAAAUAGUUUCAAACAAUAAGGAAUAAAAUUGAGAAUUCUCUGGAGUGAUGCAAAUUGUGUAGUGAAGUGAUUAGAAUCUGUGCUCUAUCCGGUGUUUGAUUUUGGAAAUGUUUUAAGGAGUGUGUACACUCAAGAGAAAGAUAGCAAGUGUCAGUGUUCAAAAUUGAGUGUCCAGCUGUGCGCUACGUUUUGGAUUUUCAUUAUUAUCGUGGAUUGAGACGUGAAAACAAGGUGGUGAGGUGGUCCGGCACGACAGGCGAUGUUGGGCGGGGCGGCGGGGGGCGCCCGCUCCCGCCCGCCCUCUGACCUUCACCAAGGUGUGGCAAGAUUCCCGCUUUAUUCGCUGUUUCCGACGCAGGGCAGCACUCGCCCCACUUUGCACAAAGUAACGGAGAGUUUAUUCUCGACUUCCCUGUCUACGUUCGGCGUGCCGACGCCGCCGCCGAACUCGCCUUACUCGCCGCUGCAGCUCGAGUUGCUGAACUGCUCGCAGCGGGUCCUUGUUGCUGACAAGGAACAUAAAAUGGAAGAGGCUAAGCUGGGUAAAGGGUGUCUUCCUGAAUCCCUCUGCUGUCCUAGUGACCAACGCCAGAUUAUAGACGGCCUCGGAGUCAUGCAGCCGUUGACGAUCAAGACGGAGCAGGCCAAAAGGUCUUGCAACACCUGUCUGACAAAUUCACCUAAAAAGGUGGUGCACACCGACGGCGGUUGCAGCCGCACCAAUCCCGUGACGUGGCUCGGUGUCGCGGGCCAGAACGUCCAGGUCCAAGUGAAGCGGGAACCACAACAUGUCCUUUCAGAACUGGUUGCGGUCAAACUGGAACAGGCGUCGCCGGGCAACAAGCCUGACCACCCGCCUUCUAUACCGGCCUCCUUGAACAAUGGUUCGAUUCCCGUCGGGAUAGCCGUCGCUCGGCAGAGGGUCGGUGAUGCCGGCCUACUCGCCGCGCUCUCACAGAAAGACAACCAACAACGAAUGCAUGAUAUCGGCGCCGCGUCAUUCUGUUGUCGUUCCGCAGACGCGGCGCAGGCGGCCAUGACGGUGGGCGUGGCCAACGUACUCUGCGACGAUCGCCCCGCCCCCCUCGCCUGGCCCGCUCCGCCCCCGCCCGCCCCGCCCGCACCGCUGUGGCAGUACCCCACCGCCCAAGUAUCAAUGGAAAGCAUGAUGGUUGGCGGAGUCGGUGUCGGCGGCGUGGGGUCUGUCGGCGGCGGCGUCCCUUCCAUGGGGGGGUACCAGCUCGUCCGCGAGCCCACCACGGGCGCGCUGCUCCUGCUGCCCGCGCCCCCCGACCUCCCCCACACCGUCGUCUGGGGCGGCGUCCCGUACCCCUCCGCACCCCUCCUACUCCCCCCCGCACCGCACCCCUCACACCUACAACUCCUACCAGGCGACCUCCUCGCAUCUACUGCUACCCUACAACACACACACACCCACUCAACAAGAUUAGUCACUCUAGCCCCAGCCCCACCGCCCCAACCACAUCCGUCCCAUACAGACAAAAAGAAAAUCAUACAACCUCUUCUCACUCCUCAUGCCCUGAUCAAAAUCGAACCGGAACCACAGGAGAAACCACCGCCGCAAUUCGCCCCAGAACCUAUGCAGCAACCUGUCAUGGCCACACAUUUGUAUUAUCAGCCAGAUUUUACAGAACAGGCGUGUAGGAGUCAAGCGACGUCUCCCGCUGCGCCGCCCACGCCACCUCCUGACGCUCAUGAAUCCCCAGCACAUAAAGACGCCUCGAACCAGACUGACCACAUUGACGAUGAUGAUGAUUCUCCAAAUCACGCGGAUGAAGAUGAAAGGGAUAUAGCGUGUGUUGGUGUCGCUCAUUUCCCUGAAGAAACUUCAACCAUGAUGCAAACUCAAACGACAAUACUUCAGCCUAGUAUGAGCACAGUAGCACCAAUAGAUAGUGCAGAGGAAUCAUCGUCUGAAUGUCUGGCAAAUUCAGCUGUCGUUGGCGCGGUAGAAAAAGCUAUAGAUGCAAUAGAAAGAGACGAAUCAUUGGAUAACUCUAGCAGUGGUGGUUCUAAUGACUUGGUAAUAGACACCGGCAACAUAUCGCCAGUGUCUCAAUCUUUACCAGCUCAAGGAAGCUCAAGGUCGAUGGUAGAUGUAAGUGGGUUGGAGUUAUUAUCGAAUAGUAUUGAACAAUUUGAGAGGACGACUCCUGGAACAAGCAUGCCCUCAUUAGAACCUGGUCCUCUUACAAUUGAUACAAGAACAACAUCAAAAUUGAAUAUUUUGAUUAAAACGUCGCCUAAAUCUCCACCCCGUACUGCAGAACCGGAACAGACAAGAAGGUUUGAUUUUUCCUCAGCAGAGGCAAGUACAAGUGAGCGAAGCAAGCCUUCGUUGGAUGGUCUAGGUUUACUAUGCGCAUUAGCUGAGCAAAGGUUUAUGGAAGAAGUGGUUGAAAGUCCCGCAUCCAGAUCUCGUCCUUUUAUAAAAAGCGAGCCUUUACUGAGCCCCAUUGAAAGGGAAAGAUCUACGGAAAAGAAGGAAAAACACAGGAAUAGAGAUGGUGACUCUUCAAGUGAGAGAAGACGAAAAAGAAGUCGGGACAGAGAAGAGAGACUUAGACACAAGCUUGAAAAGAUGCGUCGUCAUAAACGCGAGAGGGAACAAGAUGAAGGCAGAGGUCAUGGUGGGGAGUUAGAAGCGAGUUUGCGUCGUAUAACUGCCUGUUCGUGUGGUUUAUCUUCAUGCUCUCAUGCCCCAGCCGUGUCUUCUGCUCAAGAUCUUGUCAAUGCGAUGGAAAAAGACAUGAGAGAAAGAUUACAAGAUUUGCAGAGACAGUGUGAUGAAAAAAGAGCACAAUUGAAUGCCUUAACGCCGCCCUUACCUGCCUUAUCUACACCACCAACUCCGUCUACACCAGCCUUAUCUCCAGAUUCCGAUAGAGGCUCUUCAAAGAAGCGGAAAGUUGGUAGACCACGAAAGGUUUCCAGUCCUGAUUCAACUGAAACGAUUGUAGCUAAGAAACCGAAAUCGAAGAGCAGCAUUGUUGGCUACCUUCUGGCAAAAGGUAAAUUGAAAGGCGGUAUUUUGUGUUCAAGAGGGGAACCUUCAAGAGAAGAUGGUAACAGGACGAGCAAAGUCCGUCCGAAAUUAAAAGCUGAGCCGAUUUUGAAAGUCCGUUCCGAGGAAGACGACCACGAAUGGAGCCUCAAUAGAUCUGCGAGUUCUUCCAUGGAAAGUUUGAAUGAAGUACGACAGAAGAAUAGGGAAAAAGUGGAUCGUUUAGUUCGGAAGCAUUCCAGAGAUGAUCUUCCGGAGUUAGAGUUCGCUGUGAGGCGGGGAAGUGGAUCCAGUGAUAGGGAUAAAGAGCGGCGUCGCGCUAAAAAGAGACGAAAGAGCGUUAAGUCUAAAGAAAGGAAUGAGACAGCAGUUGUUGGGACAGGGUCUUCUGAGCCUGUGGCUGCAGUAUCUAGAUGUACACUAACAGAGGAUAAACUGGAUUCUUCACCACGAGUACUUACUGCGAUGGGUGGUUUAUUCUACGCUGGCAAACUGAGUGCAGUUCAAGCACCUGAUGUGUAUGCCAUUACGUUAGAUGGAGAAAGGGGGAAUAAGCCCCAUAUACUUUCAAGAGAGGAAACAUUGAGAGAUGCGAUACUUGAAGUCAGUCCAUCAUCAGUAGCGGAGCUACCAUCAGGGUCGCGUAUCUGCGCGUACUGGUCCCAGCAGUACCGCUGCCUGUACCCUGGCACCGUCGCCGUUUCAUCACCAGACCCUCACGAUGAUAAGUUCGUGGCCGUGGAGUUCGAUGAUGGGGACUCUGGACGGAUAGCGAUAGAAGAUAUCAGGUUCUUGGAGCCGAACUAUCCGGUUGUAGAAUACGAAAAUCCACUGUUCACAUUAGGUAAACGAAGAAGGAACACCAGUGUGACAGACGAGAAGAAAGUUAUACCCACAACCAGUGCAGAAGUUAAAUCUAAUACGGAAACCACUCAAAAAGAUCAAGACGAAGAAGACAGGCAUAGAGACAGAAAGAAACUGAAGAAGCAUAGAAAAGAGAAGAUGAAACGCCAAUCUAGCGAGGAUGACCCCGCUGUUGAUUAUGUCAAGAAGAAAAAGAAGAAGCACAAAUGCUGCGAGGAUCAUUGCAAGCACAGAAGACAUCACAAGAAACAUCACAGAAAACACAGAAAGAGACACCACUCCAGUUGCAAAGAACAAUCUAGUUCUUCUGGCGAUGAUAAUACAAGACACAAAUCUUCUUCGGAUUAUAUUGAUUCGAAUAAAUCUAAUGAGGAUUCGGUUGAUUCUAACGAUAGACUGUCCACUCUGAUAGCUGUUGAGAAGUCGCCGAAUGAGAAAAUGAAGACUGUGAUCAAAAAGGCUGUUUUGUCAAAGAAAGCGUUGGUUAAAAAUGCCAUGUUGGAUUUUAGUAAUCUGAAAAAGAUAACUCGAAAGAAGGAUAUGCCUAAAGAUAAUUUGAAGGACAGUGGUAUAGGGUUAGACGAAGAGCCUGUGGCUUCAACGAGCGAGAGUGUUAAAAAGCAGAAGACGAAGAAGCAGCGUACCGUCUCCUCGUCCUCUGAAGGAUGCGGCGCGGGAGUCAGCAAGAUGGCGGCGUUCCUGCCCGGCACCGCGCUGUGGCGCUGGCGCGGGCCCGCCUACCGCCGCACCACUAAACCCAGAUUCCGCAAGCUGUUCUACCGGGCUAUACAGCGGGGGGAGGAGGUGUUGCACGUGGGUGACGCCGCUGUCUUCCUCUCCACCGGCCGGCCUGACCGUCCCUACAUCGGCUGCAUUGAGUCUCUCUUCGAGACCAGAGGCGCCAUGACAGUUCGAGUCAAGUGGUUCUACCACCCCGAGGAGACUACCGGUUUGACGGCGCCGUUGCACUAUCCGGGAGGCCUGUUUGACUCUCCACAUACAGAUGAAAACGACGUCCAAACAGUUUCGCACAAAUGCGAAGUGUUGCCGCUAUCGCAAUACAAGGAGCGCAUGGGUGACGACCAGAUUAAAUAUAACACGGUGUACGACAACAACGACGUGUACUACUUGGCGGGACACUACGACCACAUCCAACAGGUUUUGAGAAUGGAACCCGACAUUCCGUUCGGGACGACCUCCUAAGCAAUCAUGAACGCCUGGUACUUUUCAAACAAGUGAUUUGAUUUUCCUAUUUACAGUGCAACCAAACAGGAUCGUUAAUAAUUAAUGCUUUUAAUACACAGAGCGCAGAACGUUCAGUUUGAGUUUCUGUGCUUUGUGUUAAUAUAGGUUUAAUUUAAAGUACAGAUUUUUAUCAAUCUCGAUGUUUAGAGUGUGUAUGAGUAGUGUUUUUUUUUUUGCAAAUUAACAUGGAAUGUUCCACGUAGCUUGGAUCACUUAUUACAAGGUCUUUAAAGUACAAUGUAGAUUUCUGAGGCUCAAUUUGUGACAAUUUUUCACCUUUACCGUCCUAGAGACGAUUUAUAACGACUACAAAUCAACAUGUUAAAGUUACCCUUGUUAUAUUAUUUAGCAUCCAUUUGGAAUGUUAAAGUUUAAUGCGGUUUGCACGGGCCGAGUUUGUGGGAAAUGGUGGAUAUGACAAUAGACUUAAAGAUAAAAUCGGGUGAACGAAUUGGUGAUGACAUGUGAUGUAUUUUUUUAUACGUGUAACGCUGAAAUCUCAGCGUUCAGGUAGUUGUAUUUUAUAUGUAUAUUACUCUAUUAGAUUUUUAUGUAUACGUAGUUUUUCGUCGUAUAAAUGUCUAUUAUCAUUUAACGCAAUACUUUUUCGACUAGUCCCAUAUUUUAUUCAAAAUUAACCAGUGGAUUUUCUUAAUUAUUUUGAAAAAAAAAAAAGAAUUGUCAUACCUACUUAAUAUUGUCCGAUAUGGUUCUAUGAAUUGUUAUAUUGUUUAUUCACUGAUUUUAUAUAUAUUUUGGUUGAUAAUUUUAUGUUAAUUAAAAAUAUUCUUUUACAUUAUCGAAAUGGUGCUAGACGCUGCGUAUGUAUGUUUAUUUUCGGCGUAGUUAAGACUGUGUAUAUAUAAGUUCCGAAAAUAGUCAGUAUGUAAGUUGUAUGUUAGUAUAUUCGCAAAAUAUAUAGUUUCGUCUAAAUGCUUGAACUUAACGUUGCCAUUUAUUAUUAACUAUUUAGUCUUUAUAUUUUAUACGUAUUAUUUCUACAGGGUAUGAUUGAAACCCUUCUUUCUAUCCUUCACAUUCAUAUCUGGGGUAUAUAAAGGGACUGAAAAAACAGGGAUGUAGAUAGUCGACCAAGGUAGGACUAGAUAGGUUUUGUACGAAGUGGCCAAUAAGUGAAUGAAAAUGUUGGGAUUCAGCCGUAAAGUUUACUUUUGUACUUGGCAGAGUUAAUAUUGUAUUUCUAAGCUCGAUCUUCUGGUGGCCAAAUAACAUUUCUGAUGACUUCCGAAGUUUCUCUUCAAUAGUUCAAUGGUCAAUAACGUUGACAUAAUUUCGCGUGCAUCGUACUUUUUUUUUUAAAUUACGAUUUAGUUUAGUUUUUAUAAGAUGUAAUUUAAGAAUACUGUUUUUUUUCUCUUUUUUUUUUGUAAGCAUAAUUUUACGGAAUAUAUGAUCAUGGAAUCAAAGACAAAUAUAUUAUAAAGAAAAAAUAAAACAAAAGUGCGAAUUUGGAAACAAUAUUGAAAAAUAGUUGUAUUUUUAUAUUAUCUUAAAGUAGUGUUUUAUGUUAUCUGAGAAAGUUAUUAUAAGUACAAACUUGUUGAUGAAGGAUAUUGGCUCGGCCCAGUUUAUGUAUACUAACUUAGGCUUAAUUCCGUAAAAUUUAAAACAGCCUUGCGCACUCGUGUAGUGCUCCACUCCAUCGAAGACUGUUGUAAAAUUUAUGAAUUAUCCCCAAUAAUCAUAGUGUGUAACGGGAAAGCCAUAAAAAUAUUAGAUUUAAAGAUUAAUAAUAUAUCAGCAUUGAUAAAAUAAAGAUUAUAAAUACGCUUAAAUAAAAUAUUUUUGGCUGAA